AUGAACCUGAGCGAAAGGAGCACCAAGGUAAGUGGAGAGGAGGUCUUCAUGCUUCUCGCAGGUCCACUUCCCAGUCACCCUGGCAUGGUUCAUUCCGAGAAGGGCAUCUUUAAUUGUGGUGGUCCCAUCCCUCCUGAAUCUGGACUGUACUUUGACUACCUCCGGGAAAAAGGUGUAACCCAUUUCAAAGUCCCACUGUCCUGGCAUCAGCUCCUACCAUCAGGCUUCCCUAGCCAGUCCCAACAAAUGGUGGUCAGCUGCUACCAGACUCUUCUUAAACAGAUCUUGACUGCAGGUCUUCAGCCCUUCAUCAUCCUUCACGGAUCCACUGUUCCGGAAGCUCUAAGGUCACAGUUUGGAGGAUGGGAAAGCCGAAAGUUGCAAAGGAUGUUUAUGCUUUAUGCGGAGUUUGCGUUUGGAGAGUUUGGGGAGCUUGCCCACUCCUGGGUGAUACUCAGUCAAUUGUAUGACGUUUGGAACGAGGGACCACCAAACGAUGAGAGCUAUCGGCAAGAUAUCCUCCAUUUGAUCCAGGACAUUUACCGACUUUACCAUCGUAGCUUUGAAGGUAAAAAUGGCCGCAUUUCCGUAGGGUUGAGGUCAAGUGAUGUCGCACUUCUUUCACAGAUCCAAACUUCACACACAGCAGACUUUCUGUCGGUGCACUUUGAAUCCGACUGCACCGCUACGUUUAAAUUGACUGAGGAGCUGACCAGGUUGCAGAUUACUGAUCAGCAUCUGCCUAUCCUGAUAUACAAGAUGACAGCCUGUGAUUCUGCUGAUAGUCAGUUACAAGUCCUUGGUAAUUUUUUACAAGCACUCAACAGCAAUGAUAUGACAAUAGAAGGAUGUGACAUGAUGGACGUGUUAGGCAAGAUGGACGUAGAGGACCUGCCUACAAUUAGGUACACCUUAUAUUUAGGAAUUGCAAACAGCUAUCAGACUGUCUGGGAUAAAUUUGUUGUCCAGCAUGAAUCUGAACGUGACAUUUUCCUAAAUGAAUCCUUUCCCUCAGAUUUCCAGUGGGCCACCUCCAGUGAGUCCUUCAAAGUGGAGGGUGGCUGGGCUGAAGGUGGGAAGGGAGAAACCAUUUGGGAUCGCUUUGGUCAUGAAAAUAAAGUUUUCGGUAAUCAGACAGCUGAUCAAGCCUGUGACAGCUAUCACAAGGUAGACUACGAUGUGUACCUACUUCGAGGUCUUCAAGUCAACACCUAUCAGUUUUCCAUCUCGUGGGCACGUAUAUUCCCUACAGGAUAUCGAAGGAGCCCGUCUCAUAAAGGAAUACUCUACUAUAAUAAACUACUCAGUGCUCUCAUUGAGUCGGGAAUACAACCGGUCAUCACCUUGUACCACUGGGACCUGCCACAGGGCCUCCAGAAUCAGGGUGGCUGGACCAACGCUUCUAUUAUAGAUGCCUUCAAGGACUAUGCAGAUUUUUGCUUCUUCACAUUUGGUGACAGGGUCAAGAUGUGGAACACGUUCAGUAGUCCUUGGGUAGUAAGCCACUUUGGCUAUGGGGUCGGCAGUGAGCCCCCUGAAGUCCAAGAUUAUGUUGUGGCCUCCUACCAGGUGACUCAAAACAUAAUCAAGUCCCAUGCCGAGGCUUGGCAUAUUUACAACGACAAAUACAGAUCCAGCCAAGGUGGCAAGGUUGGCGUCGCGUUAAACUCCGACUGGGUUGAGCCCUCGGACCCAACAAGACCUGAAGACGUUUUGGCAGCGCACCGUUCCCUGGAAUUGACACUAGGGUGGUUUGCGCACCCUAUAUUUGUUGAUGGAGAUUACCCAGCAAUCCUCAAGAGUCAGAUUGAGAAAAAGAACAAAGAAUGUCCUCAUGCGAAACCUGCAAUUCUGCCAGGUUUCACUAUCCAAGAAAGUCAACGGAUCAACGGAACAGCAGACUUUUUUGGUCUAAACUAUUACACAUCGCGGCUGAUUAAAAGCAGUAAUGGUGGUUGCACCAUGGGCCCGCAAGGGGUGGGUGACUUCCAGGACCAUGUAGACCCCUCUUGGACGCCUACAGCUUCAGAUUGGAUCUAUUCUACACCCUGGGGGCUACGAAGGCUUCUUAACUACAUCAAUGUGGAGUACUUGAAUGUUAGAAAAGUACCUGUGUACAUAACAGGAAACGGCAUGCCAACAGAGGAUGGCAGAGACCCUCUAAAUGACACCAGUCGGAUAGACCAUUUAAGAAGGUACAUCAAUGAAGCUCUGAAAGCCAGACUCCUGGAUGGGGUGAAUGUGGGGCGGUUCACUGUGCAGUCGCUAAUGGAUGGAUUUGAAGGGAGACAAGGCUACAGCCAAAGAUUUGGGCUUCAUCAUGUCAAUUUUGACGACCCAGACAGACCGAGGACCCCUAAACAGUCGGCGUACUUCUAUUCACAGGUUAUAAAACAAAAUGGAUUUGGUAUAAGCCAUGGAAACAUUUUGAAAGUGACACCAACACAAUUUAAGCCUCCCUUGAAAAACUUCUUGCCUCCAUCAGAGGUUCCGUCCAAGUCAAAAGUUACAUGGGAGAAAUUCUCCAACCAGUCCACAUUUCACCGGAAGCUCUACCAUUAUGGCACUUUCCCACCGAGUUUCACCUGGGGAGUCUCUUCGUCCGCUUACCAGACUGAAGGUGCCUGGAAUACCGAUGGCAAAGGAUUAAGUAUUUGGGACACAUUUACCCACAAACCAGGCAGCAUACCGGGUAACGCCAACGGAGAUGUGGCCUGUGACAGUUACCACAGAUUCAACGAGGAUCUCUACAUGCUGCGAGCUCUACAAGUGAAGUCAUACCGAUUCUCCUUGUCCUGGUCCAGGAUUUUUCCUACAGGUCUACGAAGUUCACUGAAUCCGAAAGGCAUUGACUUUUAUAACAAAGUCAUUGAUGAUCUUCUGUUAAAUGGCAUCACACCAAUGGUGAUGUUGUACCAUUGGGAUCUCCCUCAAGAGUUGCAAAACAUGGGUGGCUGGGAGAAUUCAAGCAUGAUUGAAAUUUUUGCAGAUUUUUCAGAUUUCUGCUUUUCUACUUUUGGAGACAGAGUGAAGUUUUGGAUGACUUUCAACCAGCCGCACACCAUCGCUUGGUCAGGAUACGGACUUGGACAGAUUCCGCCAAAUGUCAAGAAACCAGGAACUGCACCCUACAAAGUUGCGCACAACCUCAUAAAAGCCCAUGCUAAAGCUUACCGUAACUAUGAUGAAAAAUACCGGAAAUCCCAAGGUGGUCUAGUUUCCCUCGCCCUGGGUUCUGACUGGGUAGAACCAAUUGACGCCAACGCUCUCCGCGAAGUGGCAGCUGCCGACCGUGCUAUGCAGUUCCAGUUGGGUUGGUUCGCACACCCCAUUUUCAAGAAUGGCGAUUAUCCUGACGUGAUGAAGUGGCAGGUCGGAAACAAGAGCGAACUCCAAGGUCUAGCAGAGUCCAGACUACCUAAAUUCACAGAAGAAGAAAGGAAGCUCAUCAGAGGCACUGCCGACGUGUUCUGCUUAAACCAUUUCACCACCAAGACAGUUAGCCAUGCCACGGAUUGGCUCACACCACUGACCUAUGAAUAUGAUCAGGAUCUGUCACAAAAAGAAGAUGGCGAUUCACCAACCACUGCCAUCAAAAACCAGAGAGCUGUGGCCUGGGGCUUAAGAAGACUGCUUAACUGGAUCAAAUACGAAUAUGGAGAUCCAGACAUCUAUAUCACUGACAAUGGGGUCGCCACAGAAUCAAAGACAAAGUGGGAUGAUUCAGCCAGGGUGUUUUACUUCAAAACCUACAUUGACGAGGCUCUGAAAGCCUACGAUCUGGACGGUGCGAAGUUGAAAGGCUACACAGCAACAUCUCUCAUGGACUCAUUUGAGUGGCUCCACGGAUUCAAAGUGGGAUUCGGGCUGCACCAUGUCGACUUCGAGGAUCGAAACCGCCCAAGAACACCCAAGUACUCCGCUCAUUUCUAUAAUCGAGUCAUCAAAGACAAUGGAUUUCCUACACCAGAUGAUGAAAAAAUACUUUAUGGAAAAUUUGCCCAAAACUUCAUCUGGAGUACUGCAACAGCAGCCUAUCAGAUCGAAGGAGCAUGGCGGUCCGAUGGAAAAGGUCUAAGCAUUUGGGACAAAUUUGCCCACACGCCUCUCCGUGUGUCCAAUGACGACAACGGGGAUGUCGCUUGUGACAGUUACAAUAAAAUUGAUGAGGACGUUUCCAUGUUGAGGCAACUAAAGGUGACACAUUACCGUUUCUCCAUAUCCUGGCCGAGGGUUCUUCCUGAUGGCACCACCAACUAUGUAAACGAAGCUGGACUCAAUUACUACAGUCGGUUGGUGGACGCCCUUAUUGAUGCAAACAUCCAACCUCAUAUCACUCUGUACCACUGGGACCUUCCUCAAGCUCUUCAGGACAUCGGCGGCUGGGAGAAUGACACCAUUGUGCUUAAAUUCCGGAAUUACGCCAAUCUCAUUUUUAGCCGGCUAGGUCACAAAGUCAAAUUCUGGAUUACCAUCAAUGAGCCAUACAACAUUGCAAAUGUGGGUCACGGUUAUGGAGCUGCUGCACCAGGGAUUAGUUUGCGACCAGGCAGGUUGCCGUACAUUGUGGGCCACAACUUGCUGAAAGCUCACGCUGAGGCCUGGCAUUUAUACAACGACGAGUACCGAAGCAAACAGGGCGGAAUCAUUUCCAUCACCAUCAAUUCAGAUUGGUCAGAGCCCAGGAACCCUUAUAAGCAGGAGGACAUUGACGCUGCGAGGCGUGUGGUGCAGUUCUACAUAGGCUGGUUUGCCCACCCAGUCUUCAACGGAGACUACAGUGACAUGAUGAAGAGAAUCAUUCGAAAAAGAAGCCUCGAAGCUGGCCUGCCAAAAUCUAGGCUGCCUGAAUUCACCGCAGAGGAAGUCAAAAGAAUCAAGGGUACGUAUGAUUACUUUGGAUUCAACCAUUACACCACCGUCCUUGCCUUCCCUGUGGACUAUGGGAAACUUCAACACUAUGAUGCUGAUAGAGGUGCAGGUACAAUUGCAGAUCGCACGUGGUUGGAUUCGGGUUCCUCCUGGCUCAAGGUUUCGCCGUUUGGAUUCCGUAGGAUAUUGAAAUUCAUUAAAGAGGAAUAUGGAAAUCCUCCUAUCAUCAUCACUGAGAAUGGUAUCUCAGAGCGUGGGCCCGUGGAUUUGAAUGACUUCCAUAGGAGGUACUACUAUGAAAAAUACAUCAACCAAGUUUUGAAAGCUUACGUAUUGGAUGAAGUGGAUAUUAGGGGCUAUACCGCUUGGUCUUUGAUGGACAACCUGGAGUGGGCCACGGGAUUUUCAGAAAGGUUCGGCCUCUUCUACGUCAAUCAUUCAGACCCUAAACUUCCGCGAGUGCCCAAGAGCUCCGUAGCCUAUUACGCAACUGUCAUCACCUGUAACGGAUUCCCUGACCCUGCGACUGGGCCGCAUGAGUGUCUAAACCACGAGGUGGAAGGGACAGGCACACCCAGCACGUCUACUCCUCCUGUCAACUAUGUCUACUUCCUGGGUAUCUCUCUCUCAAGUGGUGAUGCAGAGAUUGGACUCUACACACUGUUGGCGCUCUUUAUCGUCACAGUGCUUGGUGUGAUUUGUUUAGCAUUUUCUUUAGGACACAGAAACAUUAUGAGGAAACGGGAAAUCUAUAGACUUCAUUAG
This is a messenger RNA of Corythoichthys intestinalis (scribbled pipefish), 5637 nucleotides long. RefSeq names its product lactase/phlorizin hydrolase-like. Gene Ontology annotation, molecular function: beta-glucosidase activity. The transcript is spliced from 20 exons. Bases 1 to 5637 code for a protein of 1878 amino acids. Gene Ontology annotation, biological process: carbohydrate metabolic process. The record is from RefSeq and is a predicted model, not a curated record. Lineage: Eukaryota; Metazoa; Chordata; Actinopteri; Syngnathiformes; Syngnathidae.